Molecule: messenger RNA, 5747 nt
Organism: Oryzias melastigma (Indian medaka)
Lineage: Eukaryota; Metazoa; Chordata; Actinopteri; Beloniformes; Adrianichthyidae
Gene: gabbr1b
Product: gamma-aminobutyric acid (GABA) B receptor, 1b
Exons: 18
Coding region: 490-3072 (860 amino acids)
Biological process (GO): G protein-coupled receptor signaling pathway; gamma-aminobutyric acid signaling pathway
Cellular component (GO): G protein-coupled receptor heterodimeric complex; membrane
Molecular function (GO): G protein-coupled GABA receptor activity
Source: RefSeq, a predicted model, not a curated record
GUCAUGCGGGAUUUUCCUGCCUCCCACUCCUUCCUCAUGGAAGGAGGAAGACCUACAAACUCCGUGAAGUUGGAGAGGCAGCGCGUGGAGAGCACCUCCUCCUCCUUCUCUUCCUCCUCGCGCUCUCCCGCUCGCGCCUGCAGUCUUCCUCCUGCUGCGGAGCUGUCUGCAUCCAUGCAGCAUCUCUGCCCUGCGCAGAGCCUCCUCAUCCCCCGCGGCUCCCACGGCGGACCAGGCGGCGAAUUCAGAGAUUUCCCCCAUUUCAGCACCACGGACAGAGACCCGCGCGGACCAUCCCGGAGCUCCUAGACGGGAGUUUUAUUCAUUUUUCCUUCAGUUUGUGUCUCCUCCGUGAGUCUGGAGUCAUUUAACAGUUAGAUGUCUCCUUGAUGCCCUCUUCCAUCAAACGCAUGCGUGCCGAGGUGGGACACCUGUAGUCAAUCCGGAGCUCCAGCCUGCGCCUGCAGCCUGCAGCCUGCAGCCUGCGGCAUGGCUCGUCUCCGCCGGCCCGCAGCUCUGCUGCUCUCCGCGCUCCUCUGCUUCUCCUGCGCCGCAGACAAGAAGAAGAAGAAGCUCUACAUCGGAGCCCUGUUCCCCAUGAGCGGGGGCUGGCCGGGGGGCCAAGCCUGCCUCCCCGCCACUCAGAUGGCCCUGCAGCUGGUCAACAAGAGGACCGACAUCCUGCCCGACUACGAGCUGGAGCUCAUCCACUACGACAGCAUGUGCGAUCCUGGCCAGGCCACCAAGUUACUGUACGACCUUCUGUACACGGAGCCCAUCAAGGUGGUGCUGAUGCCGGGCUGCAGCUCCGUGUCCACACUGGUGGCUGAAGCUGCUCGCAUGUGGAACCUCAUCGUGUUGUCCUACGGCUCCAGCUCUCCUGCUCUGUCCAACCGCCAGCGCUUUCCCACCUUCUUCCGCACGCAUCCGUCCGCAACGCUGCACAACCCCACCCGGGUGCAGCUCUUUCAGAAGUGGAAGUGGACCAAGAUCGCCACCAUUCAGCAAACCACUGAGGUCUUCACCUCGACUCUGGACGACCUGGAGGAGAGGACGAAGGAGGCCGGCAUCGACAUCAGCGUCCGCCAGAGUUUCCUCACCGAUCCUGCAGUCGCUGUUAAGAACCUCAAGAGACAAGACGCCAGGAUCAUCGUCGGCCUGUUCUACGAGACUGAGGCCAGGAAGGUCUUCUGUGAGGUGUACAAAGAGAAGCUGUACGGGAAAAAGUAUGUGUGGUUUCUGAUUGGCUGGUACGCGGACAACUGGUUUAAAAUCAAGGAUCCGUCCAUCAACUGCACAUUGGAGCAGAUGUCGGAGGCUGUGGAGGGUCAUGUGACCACCGAGAUCGUGAUGCUCAACCCGGAAACAGUCCGAGGAGCUUCCAAUCUGACCUCCCAGGAAUUUCUAACCCAACUGAUGUCUAAGCUGGGGGGUAAAAACCCAGAAGAGACGGGCGGUUUCCAGGAAGCCCCGCUGGCCUACGACGCCGUGUGGGCGCUGGCGCUGGCCCUCAAUAAGACCGUGGGACCUUUGAAGGCCAAGGGUCACCGUUUGGAAGACUUCAACUACAACAACAGGGACAUCACCAGUGAGAUCUACCGCGCCAUGAACACCAGCUCCUUUGAAGGAGUGUCAGGACAUGUUGUGUUCGAUGCUCAAGGAUCUCGGAUGGCGUGGACUCUGAUAGAACAGCUUCAAGGGGGGAGCUACAAGAAGAUUGGAUACUACGACAGCACGAAAGGCAAUCUAUCCUGGUAUGGAAAUGAUAAGUGGAUCGGACAAGGACCCCCUGCUGAUCAGACUGUGGUCAUUGAGGAGUUUCGCUACCUGUCCCAGAGACUCUUUGUGUCCAUGUCUGUGUUUGCUGUGGUGGGCAUCCUGCUGGGCAUCGUCUGCCUCACCUUCAACAUCUACAACAGCAGAGUCAGAUACAUCCAGAACUCUCAGCCCUACCUGAACAACAUGACCGCCGUGGGCUGCAUGAUGGCUCUGGCGGCGGUCUUCCCUCUGGGCAUCGACGGCCUUCACGUGCACAGGAGGCACUUUCCUGUCGUCUGCCAGUUCCGCUUGUGGCUGCUCGGUCUGGGUUUCAGCCUCGCAUACGGCAGCAUGUUCACCAAGAUCUGGUGGGUCCACACGGUCUUCACCAAGAAAGAUGAAAAGAGGGAAAAAAGGAAGCACUUGGACUCCUGGAAACUGUACGCCACCGUGGGAGUGCUGCUCGCCGUGGAUGUCUUGUUACUGAUGAUCUGGCAAAUAGUGGAUCCUCUGCACAUCACUGUGGAGAAGUUCACAAGGGAAGCUCCAAAAGAGGACCUGGAUGUCCUGAUCCAGCCUCUCCUGGAGCAUUGCAGCUCAGAGAAGAUGACCACUUGGCUUGGGGUGGUGUACGGCUAUAAAGGACUUCUGCUGCUGCUCGGCAUCUUCCUGGCCUAUGAAACCAAAUCCAUCUCCACGGAGAAGAUCAACGAUCACCGAGCUGUCGGCAUGGCCAUCUACAAUGUAGCUGUGCUCUGCCUGAUCACAGCGCCGGUCACCAUGAUCCUGUCGUCCCAACAGGACGCAUCGUUCGCGUUUGCCUCCUUGGCCAUCGUCUUCUCAGUCUACAUCACCCUGGUGGUUCUGUUCAUCCCAAAGAUGAGGCGCCUCAUCACACGGGGGGAGUGGCAGUCUGAUGCUCAGGAGACGGUAAAGAGCGGCUCCUCCACCAACAACCAUGACGAGGAGAAGUCCCGCCAGCUGGAGAGAGAGAACCAGGAGCUGGAGAAGAUCAUCCAGGAGAAAGAAGAACGAGUGUCUGAACUGAGGAACCAGCUGUCUGAGCGCCACGCCCUGCGCUCCAGGAAAACACCAUCCACCAUCACCCAAAACCAGAACCACAGCUUUCCCCUGCUCGCCGUCACUCUCAGCGACCCAAAGUCCUUGGCCCCACCCCCGGGGUAUCCGGCGCCCAUCUGUGACACCCACCCCGCCCCACAAUCCUUCUCAAACUCUUCCAGUCUGUACCAGGCUGACAGCAAGAUCAAUGUGAACAACUGUCACACCAGUCGGCUGCAGAUGCUCUACAAGUGACGUCCCCUCCUGCAGCUCUGAACACCUUCAGGUGAAACCCAACCAGAACCUCCACAGGCCAACGAGAACAAACGUGCAGAUCUUCCACCAGUCGAGAUCAAGAGGGCAGCGCUCGCUGUUCCUCGGUAGUUAGUGUUCCUGCCAGUGUGUGUUGCAGAUUUAGAAAACGUGAACAUGUGAGUUUUGACUAUGUGGUCCGUGCCGUUUCGCAGAAGUCACGCGUGAAAAAAAAAAAAAAAAAAAACCUCCGGCAGCUUAGUUCAAUGUGUGUCCCUGUAUAAAAAAGGAGCUGUGCUGAAUCUGAACUGGAGCUGCUGAUGACAAGUGCGGACUCAGACCUCCAGAGGUUCACGGUGGAGGAGGCUGUCUGUGAGUUUGAGGCUCUGGAUCCUCAAAGCUGCUGUUUUACAGUGACUGGCUCACUUUGUUACAGAAAUUAAUCAUUUAAAAGUUAAGAAAGAUGUAGCUGCUGGGGUACAGGUCUACAAUACACAGUAUUUACUCCCCAAUCAUUCAUGUGCAUCCAAAAAAAUUGCCAAGAAGAUCAGUAAAGAGGUCUAAAAAGGGUGCAACCACAGAUUAGAAGAAAGAUACGUUGGUUUUUUCCAGCUUUAGCGGUUGGAUUUUCCUUUCAGUGUUUAAAGUAUCAAGAACAUCUCACAGUUUCUCCCAGAGAUGGAAAUAAACCUGUGAAACAGAAACUCUGACAUCCCAGGUCUAUUGUGAGCGCUUCUCGUUUUGCACUUCUCACAUUUCUUCUGCGGUUUUGCUCCAAUUUCUUUAAUUUCUGUUUUUUUUUUUAAAUGAAAGUAACUUUUUCAAGCCAAUUUUUUUUGUUUCUUUUAGAAAGACACGUGGUUGUUCUUUGUUUGUACAGAAAUCUGUGAGCUUCACACAAACUGAAUGUCAUCUGUUUAGUUCUGCUCUGGCGAUGACCUCAAACAUCUUCAUCACUUCAGGAUCAUUAAACAUUAAAAUUACGAUAAAUGAAGCUGUGCACGAACACCUCACCUUCCACAGAGUGCUGCAUUUCUACUAGCAUUUUACAGUAAAAACAUCAUAAAUGUUGCCAAAUAAAAGUGUGUGCACAGUCACUUUUAGACCUUAAAAUCUAUCGGUCAGUCAAUUUUGAGCCUUCGUUUUAGAUCCGCUCCAAAAAAACGUGUUUUUAACAUGUUCUUCUGUCAUAUUUCUGGCAUUUGAAGACAUGCAUAUAAAGAAAAUUAAGCUCAAAAUUGCAUUUCUCUGUAUUUUUUAUUUAAAUCAUUAAAAAUCAGGAGCAGGCGAAAAAAAAAAAUACAUUUGAAAAUAAAGCUUAUUUGUGAUGGCUGGGCAGCCUAGGUGCUCCAAACUCUCAGCAGCCGUGAUUGGAAGAGGUGAAUUUCUAUGAAGUACUGCUGCUCUGCAGAAACUAUGUCCUAGAAAAUUGAUUUUGGCUACAAAAAAAAAGGGAGGGGGGUAAUCGUAAAUCAAAAGACCACUAGGAACAAUUUAAAAACAGAUCAAAAGAUAAUCAGUGUCAUUUGAAGACACUUCUUCCAUGAGUCAGCUGCAAAAAACAUCCCACACCUUUUUAUGAGUAACUCGGAAAUAAUUCCACCUUAAAUCCAAGUUUGACCCUGACAAGUUAAAAAUACCAUCAAAAUCCCACUUAAGGAAAAUGUAAAUUUUCCCUUUUUUAAAAUAAAUUUCAACUUCCCUAAUUUUAUUUGAAUUAUCUACAAACAGAAAAAAAGCACAGGUCUUAAUUAAAAUUUAAAAAGUUCGUCCCAGGGUGUCUCUCUGAUCUCCUCGGUAGGUCGACCCUCCACCUCCAGUUUUGCAUCAGAAGCAGAUCUCUUCACUUUCAGUGGUUUGAUUUCAGAGCAACCGUGAUUGAGCUCGAAACUCACUGUAGGAACCAGAACAACACUAGGAAACAAUCACUCACUUCAGAUCCCUGUUGCAUCUGCACAUUCGUGUCUGAGACCAGAAAUAAAAUCCUGUUCUGAACAUCUACAGCAGACCAAAACGUCAACGUCCACAAAUCAAACUGAUGUCAACUAAUAAAUACUGAAGUCAGAUAGAAAAUGUGUGUAAAAGCUUUAUGAUUCAUCAGAAGUUUCCAGAACAAAGGAGUUCCUAACUACUGUGAAUAUGUUUAAACGAUUAAUGAAAUUGGAUGCAAAUGUUGGCUUUUAUUGAUAAAUAUCCAACAUUUACAUCUUUGUUUUCUUUUGUUUCUGCUCCGGAUUCAGAGCUAUUAAUACAGUUAAGGUGGUGAAUAAAUGUUGAUUUUCCUCACCGCCCACACAGCCACAUCACUGUUUGUUUCCAGGACUUCAGAACGAAAGGAGCUGAGGAGGUGUUUAAGUAUUAUGUAUUUUAAAUAUUUUAUGCAAUUAACUGCUAAAACCAAUAUUUUUGUCCCAAAAAAAUUUGCACACCCAUAAUGUUUCAAUGCUUUGCUAUUAGUUGAGUCUCAAUUUUUAAUUUAAAAACAUAGAAAAGCAGAUUAUUAUAUUCUGUUUGACUCUUCCUCAGUCACUUGUUGAUCUUCCUCAAACGUUUUCAUCGCUUUUGCUUGUUUGCUUUGGAUACAAGCUUCUAAUAAAUGAUUUAAAUGUACAUUUUAAACAUGUUUCUCAUCACAUCAUUAUUAAUAAAAUGUCAGCAUUUUUGUUGUCACUUUUGAA